This is a messenger RNA of Hylaeus volcanicus, 653 nucleotides long. RefSeq names its product probable small nuclear ribonucleoprotein Sm D1 (gene SmD1). Lineage: Eukaryota; Metazoa; Arthropoda; Insecta; Hymenoptera; Colletidae. Gene Ontology annotation, biological process: RNA processing; spliceosomal snRNP assembly. The coding region runs from base 145 to 516 and encodes 123 amino acids. Gene Ontology annotation, molecular function: RNA binding. Gene Ontology annotation, cellular component: pICln-Sm protein complex; commitment complex; catalytic step 2 spliceosome. The transcript is spliced from 4 exons. The record is from RefSeq and is a predicted model, not a curated record.
UUGAAAUUUUCCACCCUUGACGCUACUCUAUGAUGGUACAAUUGCUUACUGUUGCUUACGAUUUACGAUUAAACAACAAGGAAAGAGGAUAUGAAAGUAGAUGAAAUUGUAAUUUUAACGUGACAUAGAAAACAUAAUAGUAACAUGAAGCUUGUAAGAUUUUUGAUGAAACUCAGUCACGAGACUGUUACGAUAGAAUUGAAGAAUGGUACUCAAGUACACGGCACUAUUACCGGAGUGGAUGUGGCAAUGAACACUCAUUUGAAAACAGUAAAAAUGACUAUAAAAAAUAGGGACCCUGUUCAGUUAGAUACUCUAAGUUUACGAGGCAAUAAUAUAAGAUAUUACAUCUUACCAGAUUCAUUACCACUUGAAACAUUACUCAUAGAUGAUACACCAAAAGCAAAAGCUAAGAAAAAGGAAGCUGCCAGAGGAGCUGCACGUGGCCGAGGACGAGGAGGACGUGGUACCAGGGGUGGGCGUGGUGGACGAGGUAGAGGAAGAGGCAGGCGUUAGGCACAAAUAUGAUGUAAUUAAGAAAAUUGAAUUCAACAUUUUCACAAUUAAGGAAAAGGAUUUAUAUUCGCGUAAUGUUAAUACAUACUAUAUGACAUCAUCAAAGCCCAAUAAACUGCACUGAUUUUCUAACUUAA